Emys orbicularis (European pond turtle) is the source of this 2211-nucleotide messenger RNA. Its product is annotated as sialic acid-binding Ig-like lectin 11. Bases 1 to 2211 code for a protein of 736 amino acids. Lineage: Eukaryota; Metazoa; Chordata; Testudines; Emydidae. The record is from RefSeq and is a predicted model, not a curated record. The transcript is spliced from 12 exons.
AUGGGGGAGAAGCAGGACGCGGCGGAGCGCUUGCGGAGGAGGCAGAGGUUUGGUUCAAGCGGACGUGGGGGGGGGGUCUUUCGUGAGUCAGAUGGGCUGGGUACUGCGCCCUGGUUCCCCAAGAACACAGAGCUGCUAGGGUCCCUGUCCCAGCUGCCCGGAUUUACCCUGGCGGUGCCGCAUUCGGUGUCGGUGCAGGAGGGUCUCUGUGUUCUCAUCACCUGCACCUUCACGUAUCCAGCCUCGUACGACACCUACAAUUCCUGGGCCCGGCUCUACAGAUACUGGUACAAAGAUCCGGCCGAUGUGGACCAGAAUCCGCCCGUGGCAAGCAGUGACCCCGACCGGGGGGUAUCGCAGGAGACCCAGGGCCGGUUCCGGCUGGCGGAGAAUCCGGCGCCCGGCGACUGCUCCCUGCAAAUCAGCGACGCCCGACGGACGGAUGAGGGGAGAUAUUUCCUUCGAGUCGAGAAAGGAACAUUGAAAUACAAUUACCGCUUCUUUACGCUCACGAUCUCCGUGCCAGGGCUGACGGAGGAGCCAGAGAUCCAGAUCUCGCCGGCGCAGAGGGUGCGAGGAACACUGCUGGCCCAGGAGCCGGUGAAUGUGACCUGCACGGCCCCUGGGCGCUGCUCCGGGCUCCCUCCCCGAGUCACCUGGACGGGGCCGUUCAGCGACACAGCCCGGGAUGUCUCAGCCCCGCUGGCAAACGGCACCUGGGCCCACAGCUCCGAGCUCAGCUUCACACCCACCCAGGGGGACCACGGCAAAGAGCUCGUCUGCACCGUCACCUACAGCUCAGCACAGGGACCUUCCACCCGCAGAACCAUCCAGCUCCACAUCGGCUAUCCAGGCAGAGGGGAAAUCAGCGGCCGCCUUUGCAACAUGAAGGAUCAAAUCAGGCAUCUGUACCCGCCCGGGCCCCCCAACACCACCGGGAACCUGACCAGGAACGGAAGCCCCGUGCUGGAAGUGUCAGGAGCUGAGGGUGACAUCGUGUCUCUGGAGGCCCAGGAGGGCGACUCCCUGAGCCUGAGCUGUGAGGCUGGGAGCAGACCCGAGGCCACCCUGAGCUGGGCCAAGGGGAACGAGUCCCUCAGCCCCGGCCAGGGAGGGGCCGGGCGCCUGGAGCUGCCGAAUCUCAGCAGAGGGGACGCUGGGGAGUAUCGGUGCUGGGCGAAGAAUUCCUACGGGUCGGCCAGCCGGGCCCUGCGUGUGCAUGUGCAGUAUCCCAGCACCCCGGUGGGGAACGGGUCACAGCUCACGGCCCAGGAGGGCGACUCCCUGCGGUUCCUCUGCUCUGUCACCAGCAGCCCCCCCGCUGUGCUGGGCUGGGUGAGGGGGGGCCGAGCCAUCAAGGGAGCCCACCUCGCAGGGGAGAAUCAGCUGCGGCUGGAGCUGCCCAACGUGACGGCCGAGGACGGGGGGCUGUACGGGUGCUGGGCCCAGAGAAAGGAGAGCUCUGCCCAGGGGACAUUCCAACUGCUCGUCGAGUACAGCCCCCGGCCGGGGACCGGGCUGAACUCGUCCUGCCAGCGCCAGGGGCCCAGCAUCAGCUGCAGCUGCUCCCUGCGCUCCCACCCCCCACCCCGGCUCCAGUGGCAGGUGGACGGGGAGCCCCUGGCUGGGAACGGCUCAUGGGGGGCCCUGCAGGUCAGCUCCUGGGCCCAGGGGGACGAGGCCGUCAGCACCCUGAGCUGGACGGGGAGCGGGGACAGGAGCCCCCGGAUCUUCUGCCUUGGCUCCAACCCCCACGGAACCUACGCCGCCCUGCACUUUGAACUCAGCCCCCCGCAGAGAGGUGCGGAGGAGCCUGGCAAGCUGCUGGGCAUCGGGAUGGCCUGUGGGCUGGGGGUCGCAGUUGGCUUCUUCCUUCUCGGGCUCUGUGUGAUCAAGCUGCGGGGCCGGGAGCCGGCACCCCCCAGCACUGAGGCCGGGGAGAUGGCUAAUGGGAGCCAGGCCGAGCACACGGCCGAUGACGCCAGCCUGAUCUACAGUAACGUCCCCACCAUGCCCAUGGAUCACAAGACUCCAGCCACCCACCGGACCAAAGGCAUCCAGGACAGGGCUGCAGCAGCCCAGGCCCCGCUAGGCCCCGGGGAGCCGGAGGAGCUGCACUACGCCUCCAUCGACUUCUCCAAGCUGCAGCGCAAAGGGGCGGAGCCUCCAGAGGCCCCCGCCACGGAAUAUUCCGAGGUCCGGCGGAAAUAG